AUGAAAAGCACCACUCUCCUCUCUGUCGCGGCCACAGCAGCCGUGGUGUUGGCUGGUGAUGCGCCAAACAACACCAAGCCCUACGGCACCAACCCGGUUGCCGGCAACUGGUAUGCCAUCUUUGGCGACAACCUGUGGUGCGAUACUGGCGUGACGGACCCUGACCAGGAUACCUCGGGGUUCCAUGGCAUGGUGCGUGACGUCGGUGGCCUUGACCACCGACAACCCUCUCAUGGUCCAGUACACGCAGUUGAACGACGAUACUCCUGUAAAGCAUUCCAACCAGGUAUCCCCCCCCCCCCCCCCCUCAUAUUCGUAGUAGUAUAUUUCCAACCGAUAAGAACGCAAGUUCGUCCCGUUCAACGCCGACUGGGGCGAGACCGUCGAGACCGGGUUCGGCGGCACCAGCCUGUGCGCGGUCGACGACGACAACAGCCUGCUGUUCUACCUGGUCAACCAAACGACGACGGGCUGGUCGGCGCAGGCAUCGCGCAAGUGCAGCUGCAAAACGGCGGCGGGGGCCCGACAGUGGUUCAGCGAUUCGGCGAUUCUGGGUAUUGGUGGGAGGUGGAGCACAAUCCUCGAUAUGGCGACGUCGCGGCGUACCGCGACGACAACGACGCGUACAUCUAUGGCUGGGGAGGAGCGCCCACCGUCGUCACGGACUCGAUCGACUCGCAGUACCUGUAUCAGCUCCGCGUGGCGACGUCUGGCGCCUGGGACCAGGUGCAGUACGAGUACUGGUGGGGACGUGAGCAGGGCUGGCAGGUCAACAAUCCGCUGAGCAAUUUCACGGCGGAGACGGCGGUCAUGUGGGGAGUUGGCCAGGGCAGCACCUACUGGAGUCCCAAGUACCAGUGCUACUUUUACGUGCACUUUGCGGGCGCUGACGUGGCUAUUCGCACGGCUCCGAAGCCCGAGGGCCCCUGGUCGGCCGACGUCGCCGUGUACACGCCCACCCCGAUUGAUGGCGGCUUCACCUAUGCGCCAGGCGUGCACCCCUACCUGGACGCCUCGGGCGACACGCUGACUAUUUCGUACACGAACAAUAACCACAUCGAGGUGAUCAAGGUGACCUUCUCCUAG
This is a messenger RNA of Talaromyces rugulosus, 1086 nucleotides long. RefSeq lists its product as uncharacterized. Bases 1 to 1086 code for a protein of 361 amino acids. Lineage: Eukaryota; Fungi; Ascomycota; Eurotiomycetes; Eurotiales; Trichocomaceae. The record is from RefSeq and is a predicted model, not a curated record. The transcript is spliced from 3 exons.